AUGUAUUUGGAAACUAGAAGGGCUAUUUUUGUUUUUUGGAUUUUUCUCCAAGUUCAAGGAAUCAAAGAUCUCUCCAUUAAAAUAUACCAUUCUGAAUCGAAAGACUUAGACAAUGCCCCAAGAAUCGAAACAUCUGAAAGUACUUCAAAAAUGUACAAAGUGUCAACCAUGAAACGGAUAUUCGAUGUGGCCAAGCGUCGAACAAAAAGGUCAACAUUUUUCCCAACUGGUGUUAAAGUCUGUCCACAGGAAUCCAUGAAACAGAUUUUAGCCAGUCUUCAAGCUUAUUAUAGAUUGAGAGUGUGUCAGGAAGCAGUGUGGGAAGCAUAUCGGAUCUUUCUGGAUCGCAUCCCUGACCCAAGGGAAUACCAGGACUGGGUCAGCCUCUGCCAGCAGGAGACUUUCUGCCUCUUUGACAUUGGAAGAAAUUUCAGCAAUUCCCAGGAGCACCUGGAUCUUCUUCAGCAGAGAAUAAAACUGAGACACUUCCCUGAGAGAAAAGAUGAAAUAUCUACAGCGGAGACAUUCGGAGAGCCUGGGGAGACCCCUGUGUUUUCUACAGAUGUUGCCAAUGUCUCCGUUGGACCCUUCCCUCUCACUCUGGAUGUCACACUCUUCAGUGACACCAAGAAGCCUACAAUAGAAAGAAAAGUUGAAUCCACUAAAGUAUCCAAGGGCCCACUGGAGCAGAAGGUGGAGCUGAGCAUCACUCUGGCAAAUCAGAGGUUCAAGGCAGAACUCACUGACUCCCAGUCCCAGUAUUAUCAGGAGCUGGCCGCAAAGUCUCAACUCCAGAUGGAAAAGGUAUUUAAGAAACUUCCAGGAUUCAAAGAAAUCCAUGUGCUAGGAUUUAGACCAAAGAAAGGAAGAGAUGGUUCAAGCUCCAUAGAGACACGACUUAUGGCCAUCUUUAAGAGAGACAGUGCAGAAGUAAAAAGCCCUGCAAGUGACCUCCUGUCUUUUGAUUCCAACAAAAUUGAGAGUGAAGGAGUCCCUCAUGGAAUGAUGGAGGAGGACAAGCAACCAGAAAUCUAUCUGACAGCUUUAGACCUCAAAAAACUGAUCAGCAGAGCACUGGAGGAAGACAGAUCCUUGGAUGUGGAAACAAUUCAGUUCGCUGAUGAAUUUUUUGGGUCAGUGCCAGGCUUCGAUCCUGACUUCCACUCAGUGCUGCCUACACUCCUUGCUGAUAUCACAAAGGAUGCUACUUUGAGUCCAGAACUUCCUCUUGGUCAAUCCAGGCUUGAGACAGUGGGCAGAACAGGACACAGUAUACCUGACAGUUCUUGGUCUUCACCUGCUAAGGCCUCUGCUUUGCUAUCAGGCACUCUACCUUUCUUUACUGCAUCCAGCAUCUUCUCUCUGACUGAUCAAAGUGCCACAGACAUAAUGCCCAUUGACCAGACAGUACUAAUCCCAGAACUAAACCCCACAGAUGGCUAUUCUGCCAUCAGCCAGUCAACUCUGGAAAUUUCACAUUCAACUGCAUCUUCAGGCAGCCAAGAUAUUGUGAGAGACUUAGACAUAAUGGCUCUAACUAAUACUCCUGCCUCCUCUGAGGUACCAAGACUCAGUCUGGAUGUUUCUACCCCAGGUCAUUUCUUGGAGACUACCACUCCCAAUCCAGCUUUACAGUACAUCACCACUAACUCUAUGACCGUUGCCACCAAGGGCCAAGAACUGGUAGUCUUCUUCAGUCUGCGAGUCGCUAACAUGCCCUUCUCCAACAACCUGUUCAACAAGAGCUCUCUGGAGUACCAAGCUCUGGAGCAACAAUUCAUACAGCUGCUGGUUCCCUAUCUACGCUCCAAUCUUACGGGAUUUAAGCAACUUGAAAUACUUAACUUCAGAAAUGGGAGUGUGAUCGUGAAUAGCAAAAUGAGGUUUGCUAAGUCGGUGCCCUAUAACCUCACCAAGGCUGUGCAAGGGGUCUUGGAGGAUUUUCGUUCUGCUGCAGCCCAACGACUUGACCUGGAGAUAGACAGCUACUCUCUUGACAUUGAACCAGCGGAUCAAGCAGAUCCCUGCAAAUUCCUGGCCUGCGGCGAAUUUGCCGAGUGUGUGAGAAAUGAGCGGACCGAGGAAGCAGAGUGUCGAUGCCGACCAGGGCACGAGAGCCGGGGGCGUGGGCACCACCGGGACCCGGGCCUCUGUGCCCCCGCAGAGGAAUGUGAGGUCAUCCAGGGAAAGGGAGCUCCGUGCAGAUCGCCGGGUCACUCUAAAAAUCAAGCAUUCAAAACUAGUGUUAAGAAGUUGCAACAUCAGCAAAAUAACAAGAUAAUCAGGAAAAGAGAUUCUGAAUUACUGACUGGAGGAUAUGAAGAAUUUAACUAUCAAGAUUGGGAAGGAAAUUAA
Molecule: messenger RNA, 2355 nt
Organism: Neomonachus schauinslandi (Hawaiian monk seal)
Lineage: Eukaryota; Metazoa; Chordata; Mammalia; Carnivora; Phocidae
Gene: IMPG1
Product: interphotoreceptor matrix proteoglycan 1
Biological process (GO): visual perception
Source: RefSeq, a predicted model, not a curated record